AUGCGGAAGGUGAUGCCGGGUUUGGUAGGAGAGACUCAGAGCGCUUUCGUAAAGAACAAGAAAAUACAUGAUGGGGCGCUGAUUGCCUGCGAAACGGUGGACUGGCUGAAAUCACGGAAAAAGAGCUCCGCAAUAAUAAAGCUAGAUUUCCAAAAGGCGUAUGAUAGAGUCAAGUGGGGCUUUCUGGAUAUUGUAUUGCAGAAGAUGGGCUUCGGUCAGAGAUGGCGAGGGAUGAUUGGCGAGGCAGUAAGAAAUGGCCGUAUAUCUCCGCUACUACUUGGUAGGGAUCACAUUGAGUUAUCUCACUUGCAGUUUGCAGAUGAUACAAUUCUUUUCCGCCCUCCUGAGGAGGAGACCAUCAGGAAUUCUCAGCGACUGCUCCGAUGCUUUGAACUGAUGUCUGGGUUGAACAUUAAUUUUGAAAAGUCCCACUUUAUUCCGGUCAAUUGUGAUCGGAUGUGGGUAUGUAGGAUGUGUCUAUUGUUGGGGUGUAAGGAGGCAUCAUUACCAGUCAGAUAUCUGGGCAUUUCACUGGGAGCAAAUUCGAGGCUGGUGAAGACAUGA
Messenger RNA from Arachis stenosperma, 564 nucleotides. RefSeq lists its product as uncharacterized. Lineage: Eukaryota; Viridiplantae; Streptophyta; Magnoliopsida; Fabales; Fabaceae. The coding region runs from base 1 to 564 and encodes 187 amino acids. The transcript has 2 exons. The record is from RefSeq and is a predicted model, not a curated record.